CCAGCACUUUCACUUUCUAUUCCUCAGAAACACCACUGCCUGAGCUUCUGCUCUUUUCUCCCUGCAGCUGCUGCUUCAACACAGGACUCACGAUGAGCUUUGGACUUUCGACACAGAUGGUCCCAGAUAUACCCCCUUUGUGGAGGAAUGUGCAGUGGACAGAAGAGCGAAGGACCAGCCUGAUGGAGACCGUCAGCUCCUACACACCGAGCAGUGAGGAGGUGACUCAAGCCAGGGUUCUCCUCCUGGGCCCCGUCGGGUCCGGAAAGUCCAGCUUCAUCAGUUCAGUCCAUUCGGUGUUUAACGGACGAGUCAAUCCGGCCAUGGUGGGCUCCUCCUCCACCUGCUUCACCAAAAAGCUGCAGUCGUUCACCAUCUGUGGUCAGAAGAGAGAAGUUCCGACCAGACUGGUGCUGUGUGACGCUAUGGGUCUGGGGGACGGAGAGAUGACCGGACUGACCCUCCACGACAUCCUGUCCGUCAUUAAAGGUCACGUACCUGAGGGACACAAGUUCUGCCCGGACCAGGCAGUGAGAUCAGAGACUGGAAACUACGUGAAGUGGCCGAGCCUAAAAGACAAGAUCCACUGUGUGGCCUUUGUGCUGGACGCCUCUAAAAUCGCAACGUACUCCAAAGGCCUCAGAGCCUCGUUCCAACAGCUCAGGGAGCACAUCAGUGAUCUGGGUAUCCACCAGGUGGCUCUGCUGACCCAUGUGGAUAAAAUCUGUCCCAACACAGCCAAAGACGUCUCCAUGGUUUACAAGAGCCAAGUAAUAAAAGAGACGAUGAGUAAAGCUGCAGAUCUGAUGGGUAUGGCCACCUCCUACAUCGUCCCCGUGAAGAACUACUCCUCAGAGCUGGACCUGAACGUGAACACCGACGUGCUGCUGCUCAGCGCCGUCGAGCACAUCCUGCAGUACGUCGAUCUGUAUUUCCAGGAAAACACACCACAAGAAACGGAGUCAAAGAAGGCUUCGUCCGAAUUGUGAAUAUUUAAAAAUGAAAAGGGAAAAUGUGAAUAUUCCAGGCACUCAAAAUGUGUAUAUUCUUGAAAGAACCUGGUUUAUGUACCACCUUUACAUAGACUGGUGAUAUUGUUAUUAUCAUCAUUAUUAUUAACCACUUUUUAACUGUUUAACAUUAAUAACAUAAUUAUGUGUCAUAUCACCAGUCCGACAGAGCGGUUACACAACUGUUACUGGCCUCACUCUUCCACGUUUCUCCAUGAUUCUAAAAACCUUACAGAGCUAGAAGAUGUUCGACGGAAUCUGAUUUCAUUAGAACUGAGAAAUUCCAUUUAUUGUUAUAUCACACGUUAUAAAGUACAUCGAGUUUGAAUCUUAAUUCCUUUUUAAAAUCUCAACUGUUGCAGAAUUGUGUUAAGUCACUCAAUAAAAUCUCAAAGUGCACCAAU
Messenger RNA from Hippoglossus stenolepis (Pacific halibut), 1414 nucleotides. Its product is annotated as interferon-induced protein 44-like. The record is from RefSeq and is a predicted model, not a curated record. NCBI's taxonomy places the organism in Eukaryota, Metazoa, Chordata, Actinopteri, Pleuronectiformes, Pleuronectidae.